GCUUUGGUUUUACGCGCGCCUUUAAAGUCUGGUGUGACCUGGUUAAUGUGUAUCUUACCUGCAAGGAAAUUCCCUUACUAGUUCGUUGUGAUUUAUUGGUUAACUAGAUUUUCGCUGCAGUAAUUAGGGAGCUUGCGUUAUUUCAUUGAAAAUUAAGCUGAACUACUACACUCGAGCAUCCCUAUGGCUUUGGAUAACAACGUUCCACUAUUGUUGACACAAUCAUUUCUUGAUCUUCGUGACGAGUGCUAUUCCCUCAUGGACAAAAGAUUUACGAAUAACAAUCGUAUACCAAAAAACACGACAAUAUACGCCUACGCCAAACUAUUCGCACAAUUCUGCUUAUUAUCUGAAGAAUUGGAGAGGUGGCUUAAGAGAGUUUGUAAAAUGGCUUUCAAAGGACGUUUGGCCUAUGGUAGUCGUUCAGAAUCUUAUAUGAAUCAGAAUUACCUUGGAUGUAUUAACAAUCGAGACGUUGACCUUAAUCGUUUACGUUCCCUGGCCAACCAGCUUUUGGUUAUGUCCGGAAAGACCUCUGAUUCCGCAACUGAAUCAGUGGAAGAUUUUCUUGAGGUCAAUAUUUCCAGUAGACUUCAAGAAAUCGAAACCAUAUGGAGUGAUAUUACAAGUCUCGUUCAACCGAUGAGCUUAUUUCACGACCCAUCACGUACAAUAAAAGAUGUUGAACUGGACGUUCAAGAAACUGAGGCUAAGCUUCGCUCAAUCAGUAGAAGAACUUUUGACCUACAGACCGUACUAACGAAGUCGAUCAGAGGAACAUGUGACCUGAAUUCAGAUAUAAGUGUACUCGAGGCGGAGCAUAUCUCUCUCAAAAGAUCCAUGCAAACGCUGUCCGCCGCUAGCUGUUUACUUUCACAGCUCUAUAUGUUUAGUAUCGAAAAUAAUCUGCUUUCAUAUGGAGGGGAAACUUUUGAUUUGCUUAUCUGCAAACUUACUGAGAAUAUCGACAAGUUAACUUACAGAGGCUGGUCUCUUUGGUGUAUGCACCUGGAGUUACUUGAACGCUGGAAGUAUUUAUCUAAAGGUCGAAGUUCUUUUGAAAAUCUGAAUUUUGAUGUGAACAAUCGGAUCGAUUAUUCGACUUCCAGUGUAUAUUCACUGUGUUGUUCAGAAUCAGGAUUUGCGAGUGAUGCUGACCAAUUCCUAACUUGUCAAGCAGCAGAUCAAUUAGGUUUAUCUAAUUCUAAUUUUGUUAUUUCUGAUUUAUUGACUACAAAGUCCGAAAAUAGAAAAUCCUUUUCUUCUGUAAAUGAUAAUAUUCUUUCUCAAUCCUCGGACUGUUUAUGGACUUCCAAUACAGAUUCAAAUGAUUCAGAGGCAAUCAGUGAUACACCUUCUGGUUUAUUCCAUGAAAUUUAUAAUCGUACACCAACUAAAUUGGUCAGUUCUUCUAUGGAGCCUAAUGGGAAGAGUGACGAUAAUGAUAAUGACAAGGCUAAUAAAUAUAAAUACUCUGCAAAACAGUCCAAAUGUCCGUUUGAUAUUUGUUUCGAACAAACAAAUUCCUUAGAAGAUUUUAACCGUGAUAACCUGAGCAUGCAUGUAGUAGAUCAUCAUGAUUUGGGUUCUCUUUAUUCACGUUUUCAUUCAAGUGAUUCUGGAUUGAAACGCAAAUGCUCUUCUGCAAAUCGAAUUCGGCUUACUUCUUGGAGUGGAGAAGAUAUAUUUAAGAUGCCCAUUGGUAAUUUUUCCUCAAAGGAUCAUCAACGUCUUCAAUUCAUAGCAACAUGUGGUUUUUCUUCCCCUGGCACUUUAACUAGUCCUAAACAAUACAGUUAUAGAAAGUUACGAAGAAAUUCAUUUUCGUCUUUGUUACCCCGUAUAGAUCACCAUUCAAAUCCAAAUACUGUUGAUCUACGUGAAACAGCAAAUUAUAAUUUGAAUGGCACUACCUGCUCAGAGUUAUUACCAACUACCGAAUUCAAGUCAAAUCUAUAUCGUUCCAAUUCCCAACAAUCCCCUGAUCUUUUAUCAAUAAUUAUUCCUCCGGAUAAUUCAAACGAUAAUCAUAGUAACAAUGGUAAUAAUAAUCCUGAACAUGUUGAAAUAUCAAAGAACUUUAAUCAUGUUCAUAAGGAGCAUGGUCUGGUGUAUGGUAUCCAUGUUCAUUUCGAUGAAAAACUCUCUACCAUUCAUAGAGACGAUAAUAAUGCUGAUGGACUGGAAUGGGAUGAUUUGGGUGAUUUACAAAUUGCAAAGUCUGAUUCCCCAUCACUGUUGCCAAGUAAUGAAUCAGCCGACACAUUGAAUGGAUCUAUUCUUCCCUGCUCGCCACUUACCCUUGCUGCUGAGGCUUUAGUUUCUCCUCGUUUUCAGUUAACUGAAUCCCACGUUCAGCAUCUCAGUCAAAUUGUUAACUCACAACAAAAACCUCACGCAGAGGUCUUUUCACAUCCCUCACAUCAUUCAGAAAUUUCCAUACUAAUAAACAAUUUAUCUGUCAGUCAAAAUAAUUCUUAUUCUCCAGAAUCAGUGAAAUCCUGGGAACAAGCUAUUGAGGUACAGAAGUGCGAUUCGUCUUGUGCUAAUAUUGAUUUUCUUGAAUUGCAUACACCUGCACAUCCUGAUAUAAUAAACGAAGCAUAUCGUUACAAUCGGGGCAACAAUAAUCAUACUAAAUUAGGAGCUGCUUCUGUCAUGGAUUUGCCCGAUAGUUCGUUGGUAAAGGAAGCUGAUAUUCUCCCUCUUUUAACAUCAAUACGUCGGGACGCGUUUCCACUUAUUAAACUAUUAUUACGUUUAGAAGAAAAAUCUGUGACUGGACUUUUGGAUUCGGAUUUGCAAGUUAAUGAAAAUCCAUGCUCACAAAAAUUGGAGGACGAGCGUCGACAACUGGAUAUUGAUAAAAGUUAUCUCACGCAUUAUGGUAAACGUCUUACUCAGUGGACUUAUACUAUGGAUAAGUUAUUGGAUUCUUUUCGACCUGAGGAAGCAGACUAUAAGACACAAUCACAAACUUCAUUAUCAAUCGCUUUAAAUACAUUUGGUGAUUGGUUAUUAGCUCUUAAGGCAAGACAUACUAUGGCUUUUUGGGUUGUAAAUUGGCGUUCAUCUAUGUUUGAUCAUUUGGUGGGAGAAAGCUAUGACGCGAAUGUAUCGUUGUUGGGCAUGAAACGACGUGUUCAGACAGCGAUUCAUAGAGCGCAGGCGGUAUUGAAACCACUUCUACAGUCUUAUGAUGAGUUUACGUCAUCUACUGAUAAUAUUGACCACUGCUUAAAUGAAAUACAUUCUGAUCUUGGUGUAAUUUCAACCUAUUCAUCCAACGAGUUCGUAAACACUUUAGAAGAACUACGUGAUUUAAAUGAAAAUCUAUGGACUAUCCAGUCACGUUUGGGUUCAUGUUACUUAUUCAAUGACUUCUGGAAAUUUUCCUGUAAAUCAAACAUUCUUGUACAGCAUGAUAGUCAUGAUCAUCAUGGUAAAGAAUUGGAUGUCAAUAUAUCAAAAUGCUCCAUUACCAAUUUAAUUCAUUUUUCUUGUGAGCUUCGUCAGAAAAUUCUAACUAUGAUUCGUGAUUUAGAAUCGGCAAUAAUUAACAAAUCAAAUGCAAUUAUAGUUAAAACAAAACACUUGUCAAUUUGCCAUGCAAAACAACACUUAAUUGAUUCAACUAUUCCUUUUAUUGUAGAAAAAGACAAAGAAGUGAUUGACAGUAUGAUCUCAUCAAAUGACUCGAUACAGUUGGACAACUAUUAUCUCGAUACUGCAGUUGGUCAUUUACGCUCACGUUCUUUUCACGGUUCACUGUAUUACACACUUUUCUCACAAACUUAUUCUAAUAUUUUACCACAUUUUAUAUUCAGUAUCGAUAAACGGUCAUUCGGAAGAUGCCUCUUAAUCUUUUUACUUAUUUCUAUUGUAUUUAUUCUAUUUGAAUUGUUCUUUGGUGAACGAUCCAUAAUUUCGCUAAAGUCUCUUGGUAAUGGUUGUCAUAGUGAUGGUCCGGUCGUUGAACUAAGCACAAAUCAUUUAGUGAAAUUCCUUACCUGUUUUCAACUUCCCAAUUCAAACAAUGUGAUUUGGUAAUUCCUUAUUCACACUUUUAUGAAUUUGUAUGUUUUGAUUAUGAUCAUGGUUAUAAAUGUUAAAGUCAUUUGUCUACUGGACUCUAAGUCUAAUGAGUCUGCGAUCAUAUGAACUAGAUUUCUUUCUACUUUUAUCAUGUUUGUUUGUACAUUUACCAUAUCACGAAUUUGUUUUGUACAGUUGUAGUUUUCUUUCUUAAUAUUUUCUUUCAUCCCGUAUAAUUAUUAUCUGGAUUAAAAAGCUUUUAUUUCCUGAUGAUGAUAGUAUUUUUCCCCAUAAUAUUGCAUGACGUUCCGCCCUCAAUGUAAUUUGGAGCGCUGUGACUUCGGUUGCGUUUUAACAGUCUAUUGAUAACUAACGAUGGGAUCAAGCAUUUUGAUCUUUUGGAUACUCAUCAUUUUAAUUUUUACAUAUCUCAGUAAAAAUUGGUACUUUCAUAAGUUAAACGACAUGUGUGUCUCUUUUGAGAUUUUGAAAAUUUCCUCAUAUACAUCACUUCGAUUUCAUUCGUUCUAGCAGUUGAUUGGUGUGCUGCAUGCUUGGAUUUAGCUUGGAAUAUAGAAUUUCAUGAAAGGUUUGGUAUUACUGAAAUCCGUUAUUUAUCGGAGCAUGUCAACUACGCAUUAAACGUUAAAUUAUUCUGUCAAUAUUUAAAUGAAUUAUUAUCGAUGCAUAACUUAAUUGCUUUUGUAUACUUCAGUUACGCGAUUCUUUUUCUUUUACACAAAUCGGAAGUAAGCAAUAAAUAAUUCAAGGGGUUUAAUUGAGUUGAAUAUUCUACUCAUUGUUAUACAUAUAUACUGAGCGAGUACUAAACAAAUGAAACUUAAACGACUAAGUAAUUCCUUCUCUUAUCCUUCCUAAUAAAUGUUGAUAAUUAU
Molecule: messenger RNA, 4931 nt
Organism: Schistosoma curassoni
Lineage: Eukaryota; Metazoa; Platyhelminthes; Trematoda; Strigeidida; Schistosomatidae
Source: the annotation of a GenBank genome assembly